Molecule: messenger RNA, 265 nt
Organism: Dimorphilus gyrociliatus
Lineage: Eukaryota; Metazoa; Annelida; Polychaeta; Dinophilidae
Source: the annotation of a GenBank genome assembly
UAUGCAGCGAAAGAUCGAAAAGCUGAGGACAAGAAUAAGGACAGGAAAGUCGUGUGCAAAAGUUGGCGACUGUAACAACAAGAUGAGGGCAGGAUGGACAGUACAUUUAGAAACAGGAUGUAAGCGAGAAGAAAAGGAAGAGACCCAAGCAGAUAGGGAAGAAAAAGUAGUAAUAGAGAGAGAUAGAAAGACAGAGAGGCAGAAAGGUCGAGAGGAGUAGUCAGAAAAGGGGAUAGCCAGAUUUUAGCAUCGUUUUAUUAUGCGG